GGUCGACAUGUCAAGACAGGACAACUGGCGGCCAUCAAAGUCAUGGAUGUCACCGAGGAUGAAGAGGAGGAAAUUAAGCUGGAAAUUAACAUGCUGAAGAAGUACUCCCACCACAGAAACAUAGCAACCUACUAUGGAGCCUUCAUCAAGAAAAGUCCUCCAGGCCACGACGACCAGCUAUGGCUGGUGAUGGAGUUCUGCGGUGCCGGUUCCAUCACAGAUCUGGUGAAGAACACCAAAGGCAACACACUGAAGGAGGACUGGAUCGCCUAUAUCUCCCGAGAGAUCCUCAGGGGAUUAGCUCACCUACACGCUCAUCAUGUCAUCCACCGUGACAUCAAGGGACAAAACGUUCUGCUGACUGAAAACGCUGAAGUCAAACUGGUGGACUUCGGUGUGAGUGCUCAGCUGGACCGGACAGUAGGGCGAAGAAACACCUUCAUUGGGACGCCAUAUUGGAUGGCUCCAGAGGUCAUUGCUUGUGAUGAAAAUCCAGACGCUACCUACGACUACAGGAGUGACCUGUGGUCCUGUGGAAUAACGGCCAUAGAGAUGGCUGAGGGAGCUCCCCCUCUGUGCGACAUGCAUCCAAUGAGAGCCCUCUUCCUCAUCCCCAGAAACCCUCCCCCUCGACUCAAGUCCAAAAAAUGGUCAAAGAAGUUCUUCAGCUUCAUUGAGGGCUGCCUGGUGAAGAAUUACACCCAGCGUCCCCCCACUGAGCAGCUGCUGAAACACCCCUUCAUCCGGGACCAGCCUAAUGAGAGGCAGGUCCGCAUCCAGCUCAAAGACCACAUCGACCGAACCAAGAAGAAGAGGGGCGAGAAGGAUGAGACGGAGUAUGAAUACAGUGGCAGCGAAGAAGAGGAGGAAGAGGCAUCGGAGCAAGAAGGAGAGCCAAGCUCCAUAGUUAACGUGCCGGGUGAGUCGACUUUGCGCCGAGACUUCAUCCGACUGCAGCAGGAGAACAAGGAGCGCUCGGAGGCACUGCGUCGUCAGCAGCUCCUCCAGGAGCAGCAGCUCCGCGAGCAGGAGGAGUACAAGCGCCAACUACUGGCUGAGAGGCAGAAACGUAUCGAGCAGCAGAAGGAGCAGAGGAGACGGCUGGAGGAGCAACAACGGCGUGAGCGUGAGAUGAGGAGGCAGCAGGAGCGCGAGCAGCGCCGACGCGAGCAGGAGGAGAAGAGGCGCGUUGAGGAGAUGGAGCGUCGCCGCAAAGAGGAGGAAGAGCGCAGGAGGGCCGAGGAGGAAAAGAGGAGGGCUGACCGAGAACAGGAGUACAUCCGUCGUCAGUUGGAGGAGGAGCAGAGGCACCUGGAGAUCCUGCAGCAGCAGCUGCUCCAUGAACAGGCCAUGCUGCUGGAGUAUAAAUGGCGGGAGCUUGAGGAGCAGCGCCAAGCCCAGAAGCUCCAGAGGCAGCUGCAGCAGGAGCAGGCCUACCUGCUGUCCCUUCAGCAAAACCAGAACCUGGACAGUAGUAAAACAGCCCAGCAACAGAGCACCAAACCCCAACAGAACCUCGAACAGGACAGGAUAAAGUCCCUGCAGAACCCUGAACCAGAUACGACAAAACCACAACAGAGCGCUGACUUUGAAAAGACAAGAUCCAGUCAAAAUCACAGUCUGGAGAAAACUACAGAACCCAAGCUACCUGUCGCUGACCUCCAAGGCCCCACCCCCGACUCUGAGCCUAUCAGAGAGGCUGAUGAGCGGUACCGGAAGAACAUCCAGGGUUCUCCUCAGUCAGCUCAGACCAAAUCACAGCAGCCUCCGGUGCCACCACGCUCCGAGUCUUCCUACCCCAAUGGGAGCUCGGCAUCCGAGGCGCCCGCCAUGCACCGGCCUGUGGAACCACAGGUCCGUUCCCAUCUGGCUGCUUUAAAGAGCAGUGGCAGCGUGGCCUCAUCAAAUUCCUCUGCUGCCACCCCGCCGCUUGUGUCUCGGUCGCACUCCUUCACCGAGCCGCUCGCCCCUAGCUUUGAAAAUCUUCACCUUCGCAACAGCCAGGAACCCCACCAACACCUUCACCCUCCAUCUUCAUCUUCAUCACCAUCCUCCUCAUCAUCAACGCCUGCACGCACUGAACCAAAACCCCACCCCCAGGUUAGGCCCUCACCCCAUGAAGCGGCUCGUUCAGAGGAAGUACCGCCCAGGGUUCCUGUCAGGACUACAUCAAGGUCCCCGGUGUUGUCAAGGCGAGACUCGCCUCAUCACCAUGGCAACGCCCCACACAGCAGCCAUGCUGUGCCACGCAACGCUGGCAGUGCAGCGGAGCCUCGGCUGCUGUGGGAGCGAGUGGAGAAACUGGUUCCCAAACCAACCAGUAACAGUGGCAGCGGAGGCUCCAGUUCCUCCAGCAGCUCCAGUAACUCCAGCUCUCAGCCCGGUUCUCACUGCGGCUCUGGAGAGAGGUUCAGGGCCCGCUCCUCCUCCAAAUCGGAGGGUUCACCCCUCCAACGGCCAGAGAAUGCUGGGAAAAAACCAGAGGAGAGGAGGGACUUGGUCAGGCCAAACAGACCAGCGGACCUGACGGCUCUGGCCAAAGAGCUGCGUGCAGUGGAUGAUGUUCGCCCCCAAAAUAAGGUGACAGAUUAUUCAUCCUCCAGUGAAGACUCAGACACCACUGAUGAAGAUGACGAUGAGGAGGUAGACCAGGAGGCCGGCGAAGAGUCGACCUCUGGGCCGGAGGACUCCAGAGCUGUUUCCUCCAGGCUGAGUAAUGGAGAGACAGAGUCAGUGAAAACCAUGAUCGUUCACGAUGAAGGCGAGAGCGAUGCAGGCUCGACGCCCUGCAAAGACAGCACACUGAUCGUCAGACAGAGUGCAGGUGACAACAGAAAGCGUCCGAGCCCCGGCCCGGGCCAAGCCCAGACCCCAGGCCUGCUUGCAGGCUUCGCCCCAAGUCCCGGCUCGGGCCCGGGCCUCGGCCACCUCACCCCCAGCCCCCACCAUCAUCAUCACCACCACCA
This is a messenger RNA of Morone saxatilis (striped sea-bass), 2966 nucleotides long. Its product is annotated as probable JmjC domain-containing histone demethylation protein 2C. Lineage: Eukaryota; Metazoa; Chordata; Actinopteri; Moronidae. Gene Ontology annotation, molecular function: ATP binding; protein kinase activity. The record is from RefSeq and is a predicted model, not a curated record. Gene Ontology annotation, biological process: protein phosphorylation.